ACAAAAAAAUAUUACGGUAAUGACAAAAGUAACUUACUUUUGAAUUAAAAAGUUGUUAAAAUUUGCUACAUUAAAAGUUUUUUUCUUGUUUUGAAAAUGAAAACUUUUACUGCUACAGUUUUUGAAAAUCUCAUUGCUCACUGAUUUAAAAGUUUUUACUUUUAAUUCGACUGUAAAAUUUCUUUCAUUUUGACGUUCUCGUGUAACCGUGUACGCCUAAGUCGCAAAUGUAAACAAACACUUUGGUGGGUCCAGUGGUGCUGGUGAGUCUAGGACGCAAAGCAAAGCCGAUCGCGGCAGCAGCCAGGACUCGGACGCAGAAACCUUCGUGAGCCAAACAGCAGCAGCGGAACGCCUUCGAAGGAGGGUGGUGCAGGAGCGGGACGAGAUCGAGUGCUCGAAAAGGACAAGGCCAGCUUCUUACAGGAACUGCAGCUGUUCCACGGCCGGAAUGCGAUGAGAGGUAGGAAUGUGGAUUCGCACCGGUUGUAUUGGGUGGUGGUGGCCCGUGUUGGUGGUUGCAGGUCAAUUCGCGUGAGGACUGGGGCGAGAUCAUCGAGGAGAUGGCGCUGCCGGUUUUUGGACAAGUACGCGAAAGUUUAUUUUCACGAUGGGCUUCCGAAGAAGAGGAGGACAACGAAAAGCUACAUAAUCGGAGGUAGUCAGCGCAGAUGUUGCACUCGGUGCCUGCGGUUUACAGCACCGCAACUUCCCGCCCACAAACACUCACGUCGCGACGGCGCAGCUUCAGCCGAAUGAAUCUGGACAGUGAGCCAAAAAAAAUCUGUGUCACUCUCGAAGUAGGAUUACGUGCUCAAAAUCGAACUCCGUUCCGAGGGCCUCAUCAACUCCAUGUUCCGGAUGCGCUUCCAGGAUCGGGAACUCCCCGUUCAGGCACUUUACUUUCCAGCCGGGAAACGUCGACCACCCUUCCCGAAUCAAUGGCCAACUCCUCCAAGAUUGUCCUGAUUGAGGCCGGAAACGUGACCAUCGUGUUACACUGCUGUCGCGCGUCGAAGCCUCCAUCCGGAACCGUCCAGCCUGGGGUAUUCGGAAGUGACCGGUGGCGUACCGUAUGAAGCAGAAGCUAGUGGAGAA
Messenger RNA from Culex pipiens pallens (northern house mosquito), 1098 nucleotides. RefSeq lists its product as uncharacterized. NCBI's taxonomy places the organism in Eukaryota, Metazoa, Arthropoda, Insecta, Diptera, Culicidae. The record is from RefSeq and is a predicted model, not a curated record. Bases 672 to 1079 code for a protein of 135 amino acids. The transcript is spliced from 3 exons.